AUGGCACGCAAACGCAAAGCAGAUCCCGUCAAGAUCGAGCUCAAGCAGCCAGAUCGCUCCGGUCCAUCCGACAAGACGCUCCUCGACAUCGCCAGCGAGCGUAACCUCUUCAGGCAGGCAGACGAAAAGCAAAGGGAGAACGACCUUAAAAAGUACGGAUGGUCGGCCACGGCCGCUCCCGAUAUCAAGGAAGGAGAUGAGGCCGAAAGCCUAUCUCCUCUGGCAGAACGUAUCCUGGAUACCCUUUUGUGGAGUGUGAGCCUGGCCAUGCUGCACUUCACUUUUGAUGUUUUGGUCCAAAAUCAGUUCGCCGUGGAGAUUGUGUGGCCCAAGGUGUUCACACGUGGCUUUCAAGCUCUCCUUGUCUUCGGCUUCCUAUUCUACAACCUCCACGCACACGUCUCGAACCCCAUUCUAGUACCAUUCGUCCCCAGGCAAUAUCAAAAUGGAAUCCGGCAAGCCAUCUUCUUUGCCGCUAGCACGGCCGCUGGUUGCUACCUCAUCCACGUCACCAACGAACAUGCCUAUCUCGCCGUCAUGAAGACGGCACCUUCGAUCGGCUGUAUUUGGGUAUGGGCUGUGCUCGAGCUCAACCUUUCGUUAUCGUUGCUCAGUCUUGCCAUCACAUAUGUCUUUUUCAAGCAGGGCGGAUACAGUCUCACAUGA
Molecule: messenger RNA, 666 nt
Organism: Pyricularia pennisetigena
Lineage: Eukaryota; Fungi; Ascomycota; Sordariomycetes; Magnaporthales; Pyriculariaceae
Exons: 2
Coding region: 1-666 (221 amino acids)
Source: RefSeq, a predicted model, not a curated record